ACAAUCCUUCAACUUAAUUCAUUUAAGUAAUAAAUAUUAUUUUUUAUGAUUUUCACAGAAUUAACUUAUCCUCCUUGUAUGGAGAUGUUGUCAUUGCUCUUGACACAGAAAUGGAGAAGCACAUGGAAUUGAUUGAUUCAAAACUACCAAAGAGUAAGUCGAGCGAAACUUGCGGAGACUCAAUUUUCAAGGCAGCGAGGUCUGAUGCUGGGAAAUUCAAAAAGUUGGACGAAACUGGUAUUAUGAUGCGAAGCUGCCGACAUGGCAUUGUUGACAAGGCAGUUAACAUACAUCAUGGAGAAACAUUUAGACACACACAUUUUAUACACCUUGAUCUCCCAGAAAAGGGGUGUACUUUCCUUUGUGGCGAUGUUAUGUGUCGAUAUUGGGAUUGGGCCCAGAAAGUUGCAUCACUUUUUCCAGAAUACAAACCCAUGGUCGAUGAAAUGAAACCGUUUCUUGGAAGAAUGCACGCUAAAGUACACGUAUGGUACUGCCAGAUAUUAUGGGUUGGGCAUUGGAUGCCAGAAGCCGCUUUAACACUUGGUGAAGAACAGGAACAAGUGUUUUCUAAAAUGUCAAGAUAUGGAAGCGUUACAAAACAUAUGGGGAUAGCAAAUCGCCGCGACCAUUUAACUUCAGCCAUUCUUUUUUGGAACGAGCAAAAGGAGAAAGGAAUUAUCAAUCAACUUCUGAAAAGAAAAGAAAGGGCCUUAAAACAAAUACAAAUUUCAAAAAAUCAGCUGGAAACUGACAUGGAGAAACAUAAAUUCGAACUUCUUGAGUUUCCGAUUCUUCUCGGCGAAUUACGAAGAGCUGCAGAAGAAUGCAAAUGCACCUGAUUAACAUGUAGUGAAUUAAAAGAAUUAAAUUACUAAAAUUACAUUCAUCUUAGCUGGAAAGGAAAACACUGGAGAUGCGUCGCCUUUAAACCAGGCUCAAAAGUCUGUGGAAGGCUACAACGCUCACAUGAAAAUUCUUAAAUCGCGAAUUUCUAGAAUUGCUACGACAUCCGGACAAAGGAUUAAACUUAGAAAAGACAUCCCCUUUAUGUCAAAAAAGAGAUCCAAGCUUAUUGCGUUUAUUAAUGCCAAUUCA
This is a messenger RNA of Daphnia magna, 1098 nucleotides long. RefSeq lists its product as uncharacterized. Lineage: Eukaryota; Metazoa; Arthropoda; Branchiopoda; Diplostraca; Daphniidae. The transcript is spliced from 5 exons. The record is from RefSeq and is a predicted model, not a curated record. Bases 111 to 842 code for a protein of 243 amino acids.